Molecule: messenger RNA, 744 nt
Organism: Fusarium redolens
Lineage: Eukaryota; Fungi; Ascomycota; Sordariomycetes; Hypocreales; Nectriaceae
Exons: 2
Coding region: 1-744 (247 amino acids)
Source: RefSeq, a predicted model, not a curated record
AUGUCGUCUCUCAACUCUUUGUCUCUCGAUAUGAUGGGGAUGAAGGCAGAGCAACAAUUCAAAAUGAGACAUCGCCUAAUCGACGGCCCUACACUCAAACUUGAACAUCUAUGCAUCAGAGCAGAUGAGACCAUAUGGUUUGCAGCACUCAAUAAAUGCUCGUCAACUCAUCUCAAGUCGUUGGACGUUGGCAGAGUUUCAUUCGAGCAAUGGCUCGCUUGCCAGCAUGUGGAGUUCCAACGUGUUGAAAGUCUUCGACUUUUCAUGGACGACACAGACAGCACUCGUGAAAGGCCAAGUCUGUCAAUGAAUUUCCGGACGGUAUUUGUAGCCAGGAGCAGCUUCAGAAAUCUGAAGACCUUGAUUCUUUGUGAGGGUCCAAGCAAAUUGGCCAGAAAGAUUGACACUCUGCAGCAAAGACGUCGAUUUUAUGAAAACGUAAGAAGUCUUGCGCGGGAGCUUCGAGAGUCAUUCCCAGAACUGGAACGAUUUUCCUGCAAUUUCUGGUCUGGACGUCUCGGAAACAUCAUGGAUGAAACGGGAAUGACAGGACGGCAUGAUUGGGGACGGUUUUACAACGUGCUGGUCAACCUUGUCGCGAAUGAACAUCCUAGACUGCGAGAGAUGUGCAUCCUGGUAGAGAAGCCUCACUUCUACCAGUGGGAGCGGAUCAGAAACACUACUGUCCGGCGAAAUCAUCAAGGUUUCAACCUCCACGUCUUCCCAUUCGGACUUGGCGAUUGA